Molecule: messenger RNA, 13455 nt
Organism: Stegostoma tigrinum
Lineage: Eukaryota; Metazoa; Chordata; Chondrichthyes; Orectolobiformes; Stegostomatidae
Gene: amer3
Product: APC membrane recruitment protein 3
Exons: 3
Coding region: 649-3879 (1076 amino acids)
Biological process (GO): regulation of canonical Wnt signaling pathway
Cellular component (GO): plasma membrane
Molecular function (GO): phosphatidylinositol-4,5-bisphosphate binding; beta-catenin binding
Source: RefSeq, a predicted model, not a curated record
GCCUGCAAGCUCAGCUCCUGUUAUAAUGGUCUUAAAUUAAGAGCUUCAACAGAAUGUAUUGGUUUAAGUGAAAAAAAGUGAGCCUUUCUGCACAUCCAUUGCAUGGAGAGCUUGGCUGACCAUUACUUGCUUAUUCCGACAGAAGCCUAAACACCAGUCGUCAGUCAUACCGACAGCCUUAUUAGCAGGGCAACGCCUAACAUCUUGGUAUGGUAUCUCUUUAUUAUGACAACUGAUCCACUGGCACAAUGAAGCGAGCAAGGGAACUCUGUAAAACGCAUCGCAUGCAAAUAGUGCCUUGGCCCUCAGAUCUUCCCGAUUUUAAUUUCUUGUCUUCGAUUUGUGGGGAGAGGGCGACAGGAACUUGCAGUGAGCUAGCACUGACAGAUUGGGCCGAACCGCCGUCCUUCUGUUGAGAGAGACUGAGUGGUGGAGUCCAAUAUACGGGCUGUGAGAGAGCAGAGGAGAAGACUGGAUUCAGCGUUGCAGUAAGAAGUACUGGAAUACUGUAUCUGACAAGGGGCUUGAUUAGAGAGCGAGCAGCUACAUUGAGGGCUCCCAGCGGACCUGUCUCCUUAAGUAACUGGGUUCGACCGUCAGACAAGAAUCCGGUCAACAAAUCAAGCAGAACAUUUAUGACUUGUGGCAAUGGAGCCAAGAAGAUCAAAAAAUUUUCGGAAGUACAGCCUGCAACAGGCUGUCAGGAAUGCAGAAACCUUCAUUGAUAUUGACUUUGAGCGAAGAUCACUCAAUAAAUAUUCAGUUAUGACUGGAGGCAGCUGCAAAGAUGAAAAAGUGAAGAAGGUGUUCUUGAAAUCAGGGCAAGCUCGGAGUAUUGCUAGCACCUCUGUCCAAAGAGAAAAAGAAGAGGACCAGCAAGGAUUUUGGAAUAUGCAGAGGACUGUGCGAAAAAGCAAGACACAUGACUGUGUUGUGUCUAUGGCACAAGAUACAGAAUACACUCAACUGGAUAAGCCCCAAGAUAAUAAAAUAAUGACAUGCCCUGAUAAAAAUAAAGACAGAAUUGUUAACACCAUAAAUUUCUCCAAAAUGGCAAUGUCCUCUGAGCCUUUUGUUUUGAAUAGGCUGCGAGAAAGAAGGGCCACAUCCCAAUCUAACCAUUCAAAACUUGAGCUUCCAAGUCCUUCCUCUCAAUCAUUACCAUCAAUUGCAAAUUGCAUUACGAAUAGGCGGCUUUCACUGAGAAAACCCAAAAGGGGCUUAAGGGGUUUAUUUACCAUGAGGAGAAAUAGGCAAGAGAAAGUAACUUCCAUGGGAACCAAGGUCCAUAAAGCAGAAUCUAAAUUUUUUGGUGGUAGAAUGACAUUAAGACCACAUAAAGGCAUAUACAAAAGUUCAAAGAUUUUAACCCAUGCUGGUGAUUCUUUAGCACAGUAUUUUACAGAUAGUGACCCACCCUCAGAUUCAUCUCAUGAAUGUAGCAGCACACUCUGUGAAGAUGUUGCUUCUUUAAAGAGCUUCGAUUCCCUCACAGGCUGUGGCGAGAUCUUUGCUGAUGAAGAAAAUGCUGACCAACUGGACUCUGGUCACAGCUAUAAACAUGCGACUGAAAGGUGUGAAGAUAAACAGACCCCCUCCAAUGGAUCUUUCCAAGGUGGAGGGGAACAGCUCGCAUCGCCAGGACAGACAGAUGGCCUGGAACUAAAUAGGUUUUGGAAAAAUAUAGACAAUUCUGAGGCAGCACCCCAAAUCAUUCAGGAGCCACCCACAAAUGAAGAACAAGCACACUCUGCAGUACUCAAGGCUGGAGAAGAACCAUUAAUUCUUUCACCUUUGGAAUUGCAAAAAAUCACAGAGAAAGAAGAGGUUGAGGAGGCUGAAAAGCACUUAGAUGCUUCCGUGGACCUGGGAACACCACAGAGUGACCAUCAGGAAUCAACGUCAACCAGUGAUGAGGGAUACUACGACUCAUUUUCGCCAGGGCAAGAAGAGGACGAGAACAAGAUUGCACAAAGCCCAUGUGUGGGUCGACAAUUUCCCAGAGACAGUUACAGUGGGGAUGCCCUCUAUGAACUGUUUUCUGACCCAGAAGAACCCAGGAUAAGCCCCAACUUAGAUGAAGAUGCAUCCACAUUGCAACAUGCUCUGGCUCCACCCCAAACCCCAUUGUCUAUGUACAGUUUUUACAUAGGAGCUGAAGAAAAUAUGGCUCCAUCUCCUACUGCAGAUGUCAACUGUCAUGAAUUCUUCCAGGGUAGUUGGAAAGGUAAAGAAUGCUUGCUAAAGCUUUGUGAUACUGAACUUUCAUUGGCAAUGGGCCUUGUGAACUGGCUUAGGCAAAAGACAGAAACAAAUGUUUUUGGCAUCAAUGUUCAAAAUAAGACUGAAAGUCAUUGCCCAUUAAGGACUGACAGAACGAGUUCAGCAAAGGUAUCGGUUGGUUAUUCAGUUUCCUGCACUGAUACAGAGGCAGCAAUAGAAGGAAAUAGCACCAAUCCAUGCAAGGCCUCAGCAAUGAGACAGAAUGGAAUAAGUGAACCCAGAAUAAAUCUUCAUGAUCAACCUGGCAUUUGCCCACGUGUUAAAUCAAAUAAUGAUGAUGUUUCCUUGUCAACAGAUUUGAUGUCGCAGCAUGAUGAUCCUAUGUUCUCACAGAGUAAUCGUAACUCCACAGGCAAAGUUGCUCCAGGUACUUUGCUAAAGAAGCAGGCAUUAUUGACAACGCAACCACAUAGGGAGCUGAAGAACAUGACAGCUGCAACAGGAGAAACUACAGCAUCAAAACCUCAGAUAGUAGUGGAAGUGAGUAAAACCAGUCUUUGCCCAAACUGUAGGAAAUCAAUGGAUUCCAAUCUUGCUGAGGUUAUCCUGUGUUCUUCCUGCUUUGCUUUGGUCAGCACCCAUAACACCUCUGAACUACUAGACAAAUUGAGUAAAAAAGAUAGCCACUUAGGAUCAAAUAAAGAUUUUUGGAACAAUUCCAACAAUUCAGGGCCGCUAGAGGCAGAUGUUUAUGUGUCUCAGCUGUUGGAAGAUUGUGUUAGCCAUAUGGCAUCCUUGAAGGUGAACAGCCAAGAUGCUGGUCAGUUCUAUGAUGAAGCUGCUAGGGGAGACUGUCCGUUGUUUCUUGCAUUGCAAGUUGAUCAACAGAAUGAACAAAGCAAAAAUGUUAGACUUACAGGUACUAAAUUUACUGGAAACAAUGACGGAAGAGGUAAGGAAACAAAUGAUGUUCUGAAUAAUUCUGCACGGAUCAUCUGUAAGAAGACAAAAGAAGAAAUUUCUCUUCCAAACCCUGGUCUUAUUGGAAUAGAAUCAUCUUGUAAAAUUAGGAAAAUGUUACCCUCUAUCACAGGUGAUCAGUCUUGGUCUGUGAACAGUAAAGUCAAAGAGAAAUCAAUGUUAAGUAAAGAGAGACAAUGCAAUAAUGCUACAGUCUCAGAGAAAGAAAGUACAUGGACCUUCUGUUUGGAUGCAUGCAAUCAUUCUGAUGAACUACAACAUGAAAUCAUCCCUGGUGGAACAGCAGCGCUUGCAUGUCCCAAGAGGAAUCAUCAUAAUACCAGUCUUAGUGAAAAUGCAUAUACACCUCAACAUUCCUAUCUGCCUCUCUCCAAGUCUGUCUGCUCAGGUCUGCAAAGCUACAGUUGCCAAGUGGAAAACUCCGAAGGUUGCAAGAAGUCGCUUUCACAUCAAGGAGACCUUUGCUUUGCCUCAUUUUCUAGCUCACCUUCCCUUGCUUCACCUUCCAGACAAAAGCUAUUUGUUAUGCAGACUAAAUGUGGUUUCACACCAGCACAAGAGAACUGUAAUCACAAGGAAGAGGGGAAAAGUCUUGAGAAAGGAAAAAUAUCAAUGAAUCUCCAAGCUUCACACACUACCAACAUGGGAAGUGACAGGACCAGCACUCAUCACUGACCUACAAAAGACAAAGACAGCAAGUGAUUGUACUGUGCUGCGGUGGAAAAAAAAGUAAUAACUACUUUUGUCCCAUUUCAAAAUCAGUCCCAGUCUUUGGCCUUUCAGCUGAACAUAGUUGGGAGUCCUCCAUAUGUUCUAGGCAAGCUACUGCACGAAAGCCGCAUAUCUGGAAUGAUCACCAUAGCAUCUGGCUGUGGCUGAGAAUAACAACAGCUAUUAUUAAAUGCAUAAGUUGACUGGAAGGACCUCGCUUCAACUCCUGGCAAUUUAUACAGAGAGGGAGAGGGAGACUCCUUUUUCACUCUGUGCCACAGUUAUGCUCGAAAUGACUGGUCAGCAAUUGAGGUUGUAUUUUAGAUAGCGUUGUUCAAAUAUUCUGGGAAUCUUCUAAUGGGAGUUAAUUAUGCUGUGCAUUCACAAUGCAAAUCGGAGAACCAGUUCCCCAGUAAAUGGGAUAUAACAAUUGAAUACUCAUUUGAUUCCAUUUAUUGGCUGUAUUUGCACAGUGGUUGCUAUACCUGAAGGCACAGAAUUUAAUAUAAAACAUUCCACAUGUCUGUCACUCAUUUAAUUUGUUCUGUAAGUGAUUUGCUGGUUGCCAUAAAUGCUCAACCAAGUCCUAAAAUUCUCCAGCAUCUGCAGUUCCUAUUAGCUCUGUACCCUGAAGUAAAAGUACAUCCAAACCUUCAUUCAUCUGUAAACAAGGUUGGAGGCCGUCCAUAAUGUUGGCAAAUUACCUUUUGCACCCCUGAAACUCGGAGGAAAGGAAUCCAUUCAUGUAUUUCUGUGCACUAUUGAAAUCUUGGUUUGUUUUUACUAGCAUUACAGUUGGAUUGUCAGUAUUUUCUGGAAAUGGAGAUGACAGAACAAUAUUGGCUUUUAAAAUUAGAACAUCAGUAUUUUGUGGAGAUAGAGAUGACAGUUCAAUCAUGCACAGUGUGCUUGUCAUCGUGAUAUUCUGCAAUCAUGACUCAGUCCAGCCAUUUGAGCUUGUCUUAACACACAAUUACAUCAUGGGUGAUCUAUACCUCUACUCCCAGUGUUUCUCCUGAUAAUUUUAACUCUCAAAAUCAUCUAACUUGAACAUUUCAUUGGCAUAACAUCCAGGGUCUUUUGGGAUGAGAGUUCAUGUUUGAGUGGAAAAUAAAACAUUCCUGAUUUCACUCCUGAAUUUUUUUAGUCAUAAUCAAAUCCUGCAACAUCCAUGAAAAGCCUCAUUUCCUUGUGCCCUUCCCCUUCCCCUCCUCCAUUUCUAAAGGGUCCAGAUCCGAAACCUUAGCUUUCCUGCUCCUCCGAUGCUACCUGGCCUGCUGUGUUCAUCUAGCUCUACAACAGUGUGGAUACAAUAGAUCAAAUGUCCUCCUUCCACAGUGCAACAUAUCUGAGAGUCGGUGAUGACCAGAUGAUCGUAUUCAGUGAUAUAACUGAGGGAUAAAGAUUCUGAGACAUCAGGGAUAUCUGUUGUUAACUGUAUCAAUACUGUUUCCUCCUCUGUCCUUAAAUUGGAAAACUUAUUCAACUUUAUUUAACCUUAUCAAUAAGGUGCUGGAGCAGGGCUCUUGAUCUGAAGCUCAUCUGCUCUGACUGCUUUUCUUCUUUUUUAUUUUCUUUUCCCCCUCCUUUCUUGGUUUUUUUCCCUUUGUCUACACCUUUACUUACCUCUUGUUGGACCUUGGGCAGACCCAGUGUGCGGAACUUGGGUGGACCCAACGCAGUGGAGUAUGGGCCCUUGCUUAUUUUUCUGGGUGAGCACAUGCACUGGAUUUGGAAUUGGUGGCUCCUACAUUGGCAAGGUAGGUUCGGCAAUGAUAGAUGGCGCCUGAGGAUCAGCACCUUCAAUGUUGGUGGGAUCUGGGGUAAACAGUGGCAAAGUGGUGGCAGAGGAUGGCAUUGCAGGCAUCAUUGAUGGUGAUAAGCUGACUUAGGACUGAUGGGCUCUAUUUAAGCUGUAUCUUUCUUUUGUUUCCUUUCCUUAUUCUUAAAUUAUUCAAAGUGGCACCAAAUCAUGACGACCAAUGAAAGGUUUUCACUGUCUUUAAUUAUAUUCUUACUAUUAAAUGCACAUGACAGUAAAUCAUUCAUCCAUUCAAUUUCUUCCCUUCCCUUCUCACCAUCACAUGGUCUAUCAGAAAUACAUCCCUAACUUUCCUUAUUUAUCUGAGUCCAUUCCUGGGUAUAAGGCUAUCAAUAUUCAGUUUCUUCCACAGUUAAUUUUAUGACACUGUUUCAAAUGCUGCACCCAGUAAGGAUCCUACUCCUUUCUCUUCAGUUCCUCCAUUUCCUUGUCAUCUUUCUGACAAUGCAAAAUUCUAUAUCAUCACUAACAUAAAAGGAAAAUAUUGCGGGUGCUGGUUGUCUGAAAUAACAGGACAAACUAUUGGAAAACACAGCAGGUCAGGCAGCAUCUAUGGCAAGAGAGACAGAAUUACUAUUUGGAGCUGAUGGCUCUUAUUCAGAGCUGGUUUUGAAGUUCCAAAAAAGGAUUAUCUCAAAAUAUUAACUGUUUCUCCCUCCAUGGAUGCUGCAAGAUGCGUUGAGUUUUUCUAGCAAUUUCUGUUUUUGCUUUUAUACAAAAAUCUCUGACGUGUCCCUAAUUUUCCACAACUGAGAAUUCUUCCAUUAUCAUGGCUAACAUGGGCCUUGACUAACUCUGACCUAUCUCCUGUACUUCUGCUCUCAAGCUUCCCCCUUCCCGUCACAAUCAAGAUAAUAUCCCAUUGGCUGUUAACUUCCAUUUCACCGUCUGUACUCAAAAAAUCAUUUUGUGUCUUUUUGCCACUUCCAGCAUGAUGCCACUAUUAAACACAUCUUCCACCAUCUCCAAUCCCUUGUUGGCAUUUUAAAGGGGCCAUUCCUUCCACAACACUGUGGUCCACGCCUCUGAUUCCCCUAACACCUAGCUGCGUUUCAUGAGAUGAAAGUAGGUAUAAUAUUUAUCCUUUUACUUCCUCUCUCUCUCCUCUGCAUGCCCACCCACUGCCCCCACCACCCCCAAAAGGGCUCAAGUACUCUUUCCAGGUAAAGCAGUGAUUUACAUGUGCCUCUCCACUGUUCACAAUGUGAUCUGCUCUGCAGUGUGGAGACCAAAUACACAAGUGGGUGUUUGCUUUGCAGAGGAUCUCCACUCAGUGUGCAAGCUGAGCUUUCCUUGGUGUGUCAUUUUAAGUCUCUGCAUUGCUCACAUGAUGACUUCUCUAUCUUAGGCCUGCUGCUCCCAGUUAGCAAUGGUGACUAUUGAGUGGACACUGUGGCCAGGAUGUGAAUGAUUUUCCCCCCCAAACGAUUUUCACUGCCCUGAUUGGCCAUGGAGUUCAGCGCUCCAAUCCGCUGGCUGGGGACUUCAUUAAAUGUGAUCAAAAUGGAGGGCGUACUUUGAACACGUGCUGUGGCAAACAGUCCUACGAUCAGUUCUGAGACUUGACUAGAUAGCGAGGCAGGGGGGCUCCAAAAAGUCCUCAUGACCAUAAUGAAGAAAACCAUUUGCUCCCCCUCCCAACCUACCAUGUGUAGCCUGACAACUUACCUAACAUCUCUCCACCCACUCAACAACUCCCCCCUGCAUUCCUACCCACUCUCAACCCAAAUUUUAAAAAUUAAAAUAGGGUCACGGUCAGAAAAAGUUUGGGAACUACUGGUCUUUUGCAUGCCUUCUGAUUCUGCCACUUGCCUCAAAAGAUGUUGAUCAGAUGACCUUGAUCAGGCUAAUGGGGAGGAGUGACAGAUGGAGUUUAAUUUAGAUAAAUGUGAGGUGUUGCAUUUUGGUGAGGGAAGUCAGGGCAGGACUUGUACAGUUAAUGUUAGGGCCCUGGAGGGUGUUGCUGAACAAAGAGACUUAGGGGUACAGGUUCAUAAUUCAUUGAAAGUGGAGUCACAGGUAGACAGGGUUGUGAAGAUGGCACUUGGUAUGCUUGCCUUCAUUGGUCAGUGCGUUGAGUGUAGGAGUUGAGAGUUCAUGUUGUGGUUGUACAGGACAGUGGUUAGGUCACUCUUAGAAUACUGCAGUCAGUUCUGGUCUCCCUGCUGUAGGGAAGAUGUUGUUAAAAGUGAAAGAGUUCAGAAAAGCUUUACAAGGAUGUCGCUGGGAUUGGAGUGGUUGAGCUAUUGGAAGGUUUUGAUUUGAGGGUUGGGAGGCUGAAUGGGCUGGGGUUUCUUUUUCCUGGAGUGUUGGAGGCUGAGGGGUGAUGCUAUACAGGUUUAUAAAAUCAAGAAGGGCAUAGAUAGGGUAAUUAGUCAAGGUAUUUUUCCCAGGAUGGGAGAGUCGAAAACUAAAAGGCAUAGGUUUAAGGUGAAUGAGUAAAGAUUUUACAGGGACCUGAGGGGCAAUGUUUCCAAGCAGAGGGUGGUGCAUGUAUGGAAUGAGCUGCUGGAGGAGGUGGAGGAGGUGCGUACAAAUGUAACAUUUAAAAGCAUCUGGAUGCAUAUAUGAAUAGGAAGGAUAUGGCCAAAUGCUGGCAGCUUGGUAUGUCCGGUGGGCACUAAUGAGUUGGACUGAAGUGUCUGCUUCUAUGCUGUAUGACUCGAUGUUGCAGGAUUAACUGCUGCCACCUUUAUGUAAAUGGGCCCAUUAAAAGGUCCAUUUUGAUAAAAGCAUGCCUGGAUUAAGAUGUCCUUAGAAUUGCACAAUUGGUCAGAACCAGCAUGAGCCUGUCCAAAUCCAGCAAAUUUAUGAACAGAAAUUGCUGGAAAAUCUCAAGCAAUUCUGAAGAAAGGGCAUUGGACCUGAAAUGUUAUUUAUGACUUCUUUCCACAGUUGCUGCCAGACCUGCUGAGCUUUUCCCACAAUUUCUGUUUUUGUUUCAGAUUUCCAGCAUCCGCAGUUGUUUUGGUUAUUUUUGUCCAGCAAACUGUAUGUGUCAUAAUCUUCCUCUUUCAUGGGUGAACAUAUUGGCAGCAUGCCUGGGCAAGGCUCUGUGAACAUCAGGCAAACUUGUUUUCAAGAGAAUGGCACUGAAGUUAUUACAUUCACUAAAUGAGCAGAUAGGGCAUCUCAUCUGAAAGAUGACACCUCUUAAGGUCAAGCUUUCCCCCAGUUAUAACAGGGUAUUAUAUUAGGGAAGCUCUUCUGAGUGCCCCUUGUCAAUAUUUGUCCCUGACCCAUAAAAACAGACUAUCUAGUUAUUAUUGUAUACAGUUGUUUGUGAGACACUACUGUGUGCAAAGUAGCUGUGUCUUCACCACAUAAUAACAGCGACCACACUUUCGUGUACUUCAUUGGAUUAAAUCUUUACGACAUCUUGAGGAUUUGAAAGCCAACAUGUAAAUGUAAGUAUUUGUUCUACUGUUGGGAAGAGGUAGAAAUAUUGAAAUGCAAUUUAGAAACUGUACACAUCACUGUUUCAAAUCAAAUAGGACCUUUCAGAGAAGUCUUGCUUGUGGAAGGGAAGAUAUUAACGUUAUGAAAGUAAAAAGCAAACAACUUUCAAUCCUUAAUGUGGGGCAUAUUUAUAAAUAUUUGUUGAGAGUAACUAACUGCUGCAUAAAAUACUUUGUAGGUUUAGUUGUAAUACAAAAAAAACGAAACUGUACUGUUACAUCCUCUUCACAACAGACUUCGUGAAGAUACUGCCCAAAGGAUUAAACCUGAAAGGCGUGCUCCUGACAUAGACCAACACCUAACAAGAGAACUUGCAACAGAAUCAGCUCCAUGCAUUUUGACAUACAUACCCUUUGAGCAACUCUUCCAGAAGUCCACCUUAGGAGUUCAUCAGCACCUUACUUGCUGCUUGGUGCACAGGGUCCUUAUCAAAAUUUCAUGAGUUAACACGCUGUUGCCAUAAACUAUUACGUUUAGUUUAAGAUCAUCGACCCCAGAAAAGAGUAAAAUUUCAAAAUAAUCGUUUGGUAACGAGGUGGAGUUGAAGGGAGCCAUCCUGGACCAUGAAGGGUAAGACAGCAAAUGCAGCAAUAAAACAUGUGCUGGUUUUCAGCAAAUGCCACUGAGUUAGCUCUUUGACAAGCCAUCCAAACCUAAAAAGUGACUGUCUCCAGCUGAUAGGUAUAAAAUCGUCCUGCCUCACUCGUGGCAUUGAAAUUAAACUUCACAUUAAGAAAAAACAAUUGGAAUUUUGAAAUACAUAGAGACAUUUGCUUAAGAUAUUCGAAAUACUCACACUUUCAUUUUACUAUUCCAUUUCUGCUUUAUUAUUUUACUAUUUUCUCACUUGCUUAAUUGCCCUUUCUCCCACUUGUCUUCCCUGCCUCUUCCCUCCCAUGACUGUUUCUCUUCUCAUGUUCUUUUUCCUGUCUCUUCUCAUCUUGAACAACAACAGCAAUUUAGAUUUAUAUAGUGCCUUGAACUUAAAUCAUCCUAAGCAGCAUUAUAAGGCAAAGUUUGAUAUUGAACAACAGAAUGUUUUGAGGACAGAAGACCAAAAUACCAUUCAAAGAGCUAAGCUUUAAAGAGUGCCUUAACAGGGGUGGAGAGGCAAUGAGAUACAGAGAGGAAAUUCCAGAGCUUGGGGCCUAGGCAUCUGAAGACCAUCAAUGAUCGUGUGGUUAAAAUCAGGGAUGUUUUAUUCUCAUUGCUUUUCAGUCACUCUUUUCUCACUGUCUUCGCUCGUUUCACUCACUCUAGACUGGAGAUUAUCUUUUUCUGUCACGUGAAGUUUUAGAUGGAGUUUAUAUUCUGACCUGAGCACACAGACAAUUAGCACAAUUAGAGGGUGCAACAGAGAAAAAUAUGUUUGCAAAUUAAAGUGAGUUCUUUUCCGCAGUCAGAUCUAUUCCACAGCUACAUCUGCUGGAAAUUAAACCCUCCAAACAAUAUGAUUAACCUUCUGGAAAAUAUCCAUGUGGUUUCCUUGAAAAAUAUAAUUGAAACACUGCAGAAUCAUCUCAUUUUGAUUUUUAGAAAAGCCCACAAAUAAAGACAUUUAUAUGCGCAAAGUAAACAUCCCACUCUAAAUAACAAACAUGGUAUAGCACUGCAAUGUGGAGCUAAGUGGAGGAAUAAAACAUAACACUUAACAGCUUUUAUCAAAUCACAUGGAUGAUUGCCUGUGUUGAAAUGAGAAGUGUUGGAUGGGCAGACUACAUGGGAUGAUUUUUGACAGCAUAUCACAACACUGGCCUUAGGAUGCUUGCUACUUAGACACAGCUUAAUCACUUUUUGUCCAAUCUUUUGCAGUGAAAAGCAGUACGUCAUCUCAAACUGAUUCAGCCAGCCAGCAGCAGUAAGUUUCUCCUUUGCUGCCUUUGAAUGACUGAAACAGGGGAUUAAUUAAAGAAUUAACUGCUGCAAUGUCAUAGCAGAGUAUCAUCCAAUAGUACUGGACUAUCUGCAGCACGGCAUCAUAAUAGUCACCACAGAUAAUUUUUAUGUUGGUUUUGAAUGCUGUGUUCGAAGAUUUAAAUUUUUAAAAAUUACAGAAGAAUAGUGAAAGAUGCAUUGUCACACAAUAAUGACACAGUGGUGACUAAUUAUUGCCUGUAACAUCAGGCUGAAGUUUUGACAUUAGAUAGUGGAUGGUAAAAAGAAAGUCCCAGUGUACAGACUUUCACAUGUACAACACCUUUCAUGGAUAACAUUACAAGUUAUCGUAACCAUGAAAUUUAUUGAGACUAAACUAUCAGGGCUGUAGAACAACACCCCCCCAAUCUCUCUAAUAAUUUGAAUGAGUGUACACAAAGGACUUCAUUGCAGUUCCAAUUGAGAAUAGAUUUAAAUAGCAUUGUUUUUGAUUAUUCAGUUAAUUUAAUUGCUUGCAAGUUUAAUGUCAUUUUAUUUAUUUGCACACUCAUUUCAAAUGAACUGCAAUAUUUUGUAAAUCAGAAUAGCACCAGAUCAACAUGAUAGUCAUGUUAUGAACUUUGUAAUGCUUUUUUGUUCCAAUUCCCAAUUGCUGAAAAUGGGAUCCAGACCUUCUCUUGGAAAUUGACUUGCAAGGUGUUCUUAUUCCAAGAUAGAUACGUCCUCUGUAAGUGGUUGUGUACAGUAUAUUGAUGUUCUGCACAGCAUUUGAUAUAUAUUCAUUGUCUAAAAUUGAGACCAAAGCCAGAAAUAAUUUUAUGUAUUUUAUUAUUAUUGUGAAAUGCACAGCUUGGGAAAUGACCAUCAGCAGAGGGGGAAUCAUGCAACAACCAGUUCAGAGCAGGGGCAGGAUAGACAGAGCCAAUUCAAACUUAUUUCAUUACAGGGUCUUGAUUUUCACCAGGGUGAGAAUGAAAUGCUGUUGUUGGAUAUUCCAGGUGGCAAGAAGAUAGGGCCCUCUUGUAUAUUAAAAGUGUGACUUAUCUUCAAAGCACCUAGUCUGAUAUCAAAACCCCAAAAAGUUUUUGCAUGCAACCAUUGAAGGUUAAUAAUUUCAAACAGUAACAGCGUCUGAUAUUGCCAUUCCCAAUUUGGGCACAUUGCUCUGGCCUGUAAGACUGUAACUUAAGGGCAAUCUUUAAAUCCGGGGUGUGGAGAGUAUUUGUAUAACACUGCGACAGCAGUUGAAAUACUGCUUGACAGCAACAGCUUCACCACAGAAUACUGUUAACUUUGGUUUUUAUUGAUUGUUGAUUCUGUUAAUUUUGAUUUUCUUUUAAUAUUUAACUUCAAAACUGUGAUUUUUGCAGCUGACUUUUCAAUCCACAGAUGAAUAAUAUCAUACUGGUUAUGUGUUUUAUUUAAAGUACAUUCAACAGAUAAAUGAUCACUAAUUGGGUAGAGCACCUCGUUGGUAGCAGGAGUGCUCUUAGGUAAGGUAAAUGACACAUGUGCAGCGUAGGACGCUCCUCUGAGGUGCACUAAGAACUAUAUUUAGUAAUAGUGGUAGCUCUAUUCUAUACUGACUUGGUUUAUUACCUGCAAUGUGGAGAUCAAGAGAUGAGAAAGGAAGCAAACAUUCCCUAUAUUGAUGAGCAAGCAUGUAACAAAAAAUGGAAAAAUUAGUUCACAGAAAAGAACAGAGAACUGCUGCUGACUUGUGACUAAUAUUCUACACAUUUUAAAGCGUAUUACUCUGAGGGAUAGAGAUGUCACUAUUUCACAUCUGAACAUUAGUACUGGCAAAAAUAUAAACCCAUGCUCUAUUUCAUGGCAAGCACUAUAGCAACAAAUUCAUUUGGCUCAUCCAGUUCAUCCUUCCAAAAGAAACUACAAUUGUUGUGCUGUGUAGUAUUGCAGAGGUUAAUUCUGAUUAUUUGGAAAAUCAUGUUCAGUUUAUUCUAAUUUGCUUUAUUAUAAAGCAGGUAUAUUUUUCACACAUAAGCUUUUAAUAACCAUAGAGUCUUAAUUUUGGGAAAUUAUUUCAGUUUGAUGCAACUUUACAAACUCUCCCCCUCAGAUUUAGUAUUGUUUGAUCUACCAGAUGCUGUUACCUACAUCACUGUAAAUCUGAAUUGGUCAUUCCCAUUACUGUACCAUAUAUCACAAUUCUAGCGAUUGUAGAGUGAUCAAGCUUUACGUCUGUAAAUUUAAUGAGUAGUUUCUGUACAGUAAUUGGAUGUCUUAGUAACUAAAUAUUUCAGAUUUUUAUUGUAACUUUGUCAAAAUGGUAGAUCCUUUUUCGCAAGUUUUACUGAAAUGUAGUUAUUUGGAAUAAUUUUAAUAUACAUUUUUAAGUAAUGAAAGUUGAUUUAUUUAUGUAA